Messenger RNA from Gorilla gorilla gorilla (western lowland gorilla), 686 nucleotides. RefSeq names its product C-type lectin domain family 4 member O (gene CLEC4OP). The record is from RefSeq and is a predicted model, not a curated record. Bases 1 to 525 code for a protein of 174 amino acids. The transcript is spliced from 5 exons. NCBI's taxonomy places the organism in Eukaryota, Metazoa, Chordata, Mammalia, Primates, Hominidae.
AUGAUUGAAGGCAGGGAUGCUAGCAGCAAGGACCCCAAAGAAUUAUCAGCAUUGGGGCCCAAACUUCCUCCCAGGCUGGGGGAAACUGUGACACCGGGGCUGGCAGACACCGGACAUGACCGGGACUUCAUUUGGGAUGAAAUGUUCAGGCAAAUAAAGGUUGUCCAGGCACGCAAUGAAUUCUCCUGCCCGCCCUGCCCCAAGAGCUGGAAGGCCUUCCAGGGUUCCUGUUACAGCUUCUUUUCAGACAACCUCACCUGGCCCCAGGCCAAUGAUUCUUGUGCCCAGAACCAAGCUCACUUGGUUAUCAUCAACAGCCGAGCAGAACAGGUGGGAAACGGAAAGGACUUCCUGACAUCAACUAACCAGGCGACAUCCUGGAUAGGCCUCUUCAAAGGUGGCCAAGGAAGUGCCCACAGGUGGAUGGAUGGUUCAGCCCCCACCUACAUAAACUGGGACUCCAGGAAAUUGGAUGAUAAUGGAACCACCCCAGCCUGUGUGAUGAUGCUUUACCAGGGACACUAGAGCAACUCCUCUUGCAAAUCAGAGUCUCCUGUUUACAUCUGUGAGAAGAGGCAGAGCUGCUGACCUAGGCCCCUACCCGGUAAGAUUGAUGUAAACCUCUUGUUGUGCAUCCCCAACCUCCAUCCCUGCCCUCUCUGGGCUCUGAAUCCCCAGAGGCAACA